AUGUCCGCCCCGCGUCAAACGAAGUCGUUCUUGAUGAGCAAGCUGCGGGAGAUCGGCGUCGAGCCGAACUCCCGGCACGGGCAGAACUUCCUGAUCGAUCUGAACCUCGUUCAGAUGAUCGCCGACUCGGCGGACCUCGGCCCGCGCGACGUGGUGCUCGAGAUCGGCACCGGCACCGGCUCGCUGACAACUUUGAUGGCGCCACUGGCGAGUCAUGUCGUCACGGUCGAGAUCGACGGCAACCUGUUCGAGCUCGCGUCGGAGCAGCUGCUGCGGUUUGACAACGUCACCCAACUGCGUGUCGACGCGCUGCACAACAAGAGCACGUUCGCGCCCGAGGUGAUGGACGCCGUCGGCGAGGCGCUGCGCGGCACGCCCGACUCGCGGCUCAAGCUCGUGGCGAACCUACCGUACAACGUGGCGACGCCGAUCCUUUCGAACCUGCUCUUGUGCGAGCACACGCCGCACUCGAUGGUGGCGACGAUCCAGAAAGAAGUCGCCGAUCGGAUCGUCGCCGAGCCUUGGAGCAAGGACUACGGCGCCCUCUCGGUGUGGAUGCAGAGCCAAGCGACGACCGAGAUUGUCCGGAUCAUGUCGCCGAAGGUCUUCUGGCCGGCGCCGAAGGUCGAGUCGGCGAUCGUACGGAUCGUCGUCGAUCCCGAGCGCCGCGCGGCGAUCCCCGACCUCAAGUACUUCCAGCAGAUCGUCCGCGCCCUGUUCCUCCACCGCCGCAAGUUCCUCCGGGCCAAUGUUGUUUCGGCGAUGAAGCGGCAUCUGACGAAAGAACAGAUCGACGCGGUGCUCGACGAGAUGGGCUUCGCCCCCGACACCCGCACCGAGCAGGUCGAUAUCCUCGCGCUGCAAGCCUUCGCGGAGAAGCUCCGGCAGCUCGCACCGGAUUGCACGCCAUUGGUCAUUGCACCGCCCGGUCUCUUGGCGUUUCUCGAUUUCCGCCGUACGCUGACGGCGCCCCCACCGCAGACGGAGACCCCCACCAUGGCGUUUAUUGAGAUGACCGGUCAGCAGCUCGAUAAGCUGCUGGUUGAGGACGAGUUGCACCACGACGACCUCGUCGCCGCCGGCGUCAACGAGGCGACGAUCGUCCGCGUCAACCGUGAGGGGGACAUCGAGGUCCGCCGCCCUGAGGGGUGGGAAGUCGUCGGCGGUUUGAUCGGCGA
Symbiodinium sp. CCMP2456 is the source of this 1178-nucleotide messenger RNA. The record is from the annotation of a GenBank genome assembly. Lineage: Eukaryota; Dinophyceae; Suessiales; Symbiodiniaceae.